AUGGUGCAGGCACUGGACGAGUACGACAUCCAGCCGGAUCUGCCGCAGGCGCUGCGAUUGCUGGACGAGAUGAACAACAACUUCCAGCAGGUGUCCGAUCUGGUGGGCAAUAUGCUGCAGCGAGUGAAAACCGGCGAGCUGUCGACCGAGUACGGGCUGAACUUUCUCGAGAUCAAGUACCACAUGCUGCUGAACUAUCUCAUCAAUCUGACGUACGUGGUGUUGCGGAAAUGCUCGGGGCACCGAAUCGAGAAAGAUCCAUCGAUCGAUCGGCUGAUAGAAAUACGAACCGUGCUGGAGAAGAUCCGACCCAUCGACUAUAAGCUCCGGUAUCAGAUCGACAAGCUGGUGAAAACGGCCGUCACCGGCAGCAGCACGGGCACCGCCGAUCCAACCGCGUUCCGUGCGAACCCAGCCAACCUGAUAUCACAGAUGCCGGCCCCGGGCGAGGAAGCCAGCCAGGGCGGUGGCAGUACGGCAGCGGCCCUGGCAGCAUCCGGUGAAGAUGGUCCCGAUCCAGACGACGGUGCCGACUCGGACAGCUCGGCGCAGGUCAUGCUGAAGCUGAAGCGCGCCAAGGAAGCGGCCAAAAAGGGAGGCGCCCCAGGCGGUGACCGUGGUGGUGCUGAUGGUGCUGGUGCGGCACGACGCUCCAAGUCGGACGUGUACGUGCCACCCAAACUGACAUCGAUGCCUUACGACGAGGACACGAAGCCAGACCGGGCCCGCAAGCAGCUGGAGCGCGCAAAAAAGCAUGCCCUCGGUUCGUCGCUGAUACAGGAUCUGAAGGACGAGUAUCUGGACACGCCGGUCGAGCUGUCGAGCAGCUCGCGCGCCCAACAGAUCCUGUCCCGCCGCGAGCGGGAACGGGAGGAGUACGAGGAGACGUAUCUUACGCGCCUGCCGGUCACGAAGGCGGACAAACACCGCAGCAGGAAGCUAACGACGCUAGCUUCUCUGGGCGAUGAACUGACGAGCUUCACGGAUAUAAGCGUGCUGAACGAAGACUAUCCUUCCACGUCUGCAGGCGGUGGUGGCGGAAAAAAACGCAAAGCUGGAAAAGUGAACAAAAAGCACGGUAAGAAACGUCGCUUCCGUUAAAUUGUCCCACCACGGGGACAAACGUAGCACCUUCGAGCGAGCGGAAGAAAGAAAGAAAAAAACAGGAAAUGGAAGCAUCGGUACCAGCCACUACACAGCAUCCUGCAAAAA
Anopheles nili is the source of this 1212-nucleotide messenger RNA. RefSeq names its product neuroguidin. Gene Ontology annotation, biological process: maturation of SSU-rRNA from tricistronic rRNA transcript (SSU-rRNA, 5.8S rRNA, LSU-rRNA). Lineage: Eukaryota; Metazoa; Arthropoda; Insecta; Diptera; Culicidae. The record is from RefSeq and is a predicted model, not a curated record. Gene Ontology annotation, cellular component: small-subunit processome; nucleolus. Bases 1 to 1101 code for a protein of 366 amino acids. The transcript is spliced from 4 exons.